Cercospora beticola is the source of this 1348-nucleotide messenger RNA. RefSeq lists its product as uncharacterized. The record is from RefSeq and is a predicted model, not a curated record. NCBI's taxonomy places the organism in Eukaryota, Fungi, Ascomycota, Dothideomycetes, Mycosphaerellales, Mycosphaerellaceae.
AACCCCUCUCGCUUGAAGGACUUGCAAGCGCAGUGAGCGGCGAAGCAGGAGGCCAAGCGCAAAUACAAGAAUCGUAGUACAUCCUUUCCUCUCUUCCUCUUCUUCUUCAUUCAUUCUCUACGAACCGAAACGACAGCAGCCGUUCUUGCUUUCACACGCUCUUUUACCCGCGCCUCACCCCAGUCACUCUUUCGAGUAAAGCCCGCAAGCCAAACCAACCAAAACCAAACACAAACGAAAGCAAGAAUGCGUUUCUCAACCUUUGCUGUCGGCGCGUUCGCCGCGUCUGUCUUCGCUGCUCCAGCUCCUAUUGAGGAGAAGCGCCAACUCGGCAGCGUCGUCGGCCUCCUUAACCCUCUCCUCGGCCAAGUGACCGCCAUCACCGGCGCCAUCAACGCCACCGCCAACGUCGCCGUCCUCGGUGUCAACGCCACCGUCGCUGUCAACCUCACCGAGGUGACCGACACCAUCGUCAAGGAGGUUGACGGUCUCGUCCAGCUCGUCGACACCGUCCUCGAGACCACUGAGGGUCUUACCAACCUCACCAACGUCGGUGGUGUCCUCCAAAUCGUCAACGGCCUUCUCUCUGGUAUCCCUGUCGUCUCUACGGUCACUGGUGUCGCUCGCACUCUCCCAAUCGUCGGCAACGUCCUCCCUGCUAAGCGCCAAAUCGACAUCUCUGUCAACGCUGACCUCGAUGGUGUCGCUGACCUCGUCUCUUCUCUCGUUGCUGAGAUCACUGCCACCAUUGAGAACGCCACCAAGGUUGUCCCAGGUCUCGACCUGAGCGUCUCCCUCAACGGCCUCACCACCUCCCUCAACAACCUUCUCGAUGCUGUCGAGGACCUCGUCAACGGUGUCCUCGGUGUUGUCAGCAGCAUCCUUAAGGCCCUCCCAAUCACCAACAUCCUCAACCUCAAGAUCGAGAUCUAAGCUGCUCUCCGCAACUCUUGUUUCAUCCUCAGCGUCUCUUAAUUACACAAAGACGAAAGGGCAGGACAACAGCGAUGCAGGACUUUGUCGCAUGCUAGAAGCAUGACUUUCAUCAGCCCCUUUCGUUUAGAGAGAGCAUGGCGUGCUUGAUGCAUGGCAAAGAACAAACACAGGAUCUAGGGAGAUACGGCCAACAAUGAUGGGAUGUCCUUUUGCAUAGCCGGUUGGCCCAUGGUACAAUCGGCCCCAACCAGCAAAGCUACAGUUCUGUUGUACAUAUAAUCGCGAGCACAGUAAUGUCGUUUUAGCCGGGUUUUUCAUAGAACAGCCUUUUUCGUGUUCGUAAAUCCGGAACAGAGAGCAUUACGAUAAUGAUUGUUUACCUGAUUUUGGACUCCUCAUUCACAAAAUGUUG